Molecule: messenger RNA, 474 nt
Organism: Rhinichthys klamathensis goyatoka
Lineage: Eukaryota; Metazoa; Chordata; Actinopteri; Cypriniformes; Leuciscidae
Product: CD209 antigen-like protein E
Exons: 3
Coding region: 24-359 (111 amino acids)
Biological process (GO): biological process involved in interspecies interaction between organisms
Cellular component (GO): external side of plasma membrane
Molecular function (GO): D-mannose binding; fucose binding
Source: RefSeq, a predicted model, not a curated record
UGUGGGGUCCAGAUGGCUUGUUUAUGUCCAGUGAGUUGAAGAGCUGGUCUGAGAGCAGGCAGUACUGCAGAGAUCGAGGAGCUGAUCUGGUCAUUAUCAACACUGAAGAGAAGCAGAGGCACAUAACUUCAUUAGUCAAUGAGAGAGUUUGGAUUGGUUUGACUGAGAUUGAGAACGAGGGGAUCAUAAAAUGGGUGGAUAAUUCACCACUGAAACAAGGGUUUUGGGCUCAAGGUGAGCCGAAUAACUAUGGUGGUGCACAUGAGAACUGUAUUGAAAUGAAUCCUGGAAAACACACCCUGAACAACUGGAAUGAUCUCAAAUGCUCUGAGAAGAGAAAAGGGAUUUGUGAGAAAUAGGGAUCAUCCUGUUUUUUCAUGCUUAAACUUGUAUUAUCUUAUGGAUUCAAUCAAUAGUGAUCACAUAAUUCAUUAUUAAGAGUCCUGUCUUUUAAAACAAUGCAAGUUUAAUUCA